Messenger RNA from Andrographis paniculata, 1129 nucleotides. Its product is annotated as bifunctional protein FolD 2. The transcript has 5 exons. The record is from RefSeq and is a predicted model, not a curated record. The coding region runs from base 63 to 953 and encodes 296 amino acids. Gene Ontology annotation, molecular function: methylenetetrahydrofolate dehydrogenase (NADP+) activity; methenyltetrahydrofolate cyclohydrolase activity. Gene Ontology annotation, biological process: tetrahydrofolate interconversion. NCBI's taxonomy places the organism in Eukaryota, Viridiplantae, Streptophyta, Magnoliopsida, Lamiales, Acanthaceae. Gene Ontology annotation, cellular component: cytosol.
AUUUUAGACGAUUAUUUAUCGUCGUCUUCGUCGGCACUCACUCGCCUCGCAGUCGCAGAAACAUGUCGGACCACAAGGCCAACAUAAUCGACGGUAAGGCAAUCGCCCAAACUAUCCGAUCGGAGAUUGCCGCCGAGGUCCACCGUCUCUCCCAGACAUACGCCAAGGUGCCAGGUUUGGCGGUGGUCAUUGUGGGGAAACGGAAGGACUCCCUCAGCUAUGUCAAUAUGAAAAGGAAGGCGUGUGCCGAAGUUGGAUUCAGGUCCAUUGAUUUGGACCUCCCGGAGGAUGUCUCUGAAUCCGACUUGAUUAGUAAAGUGCACGAAUUGAACGCAGAUCCUGAGGUUCAUGGUAUAUUGGUACAGCUUCCAUUGCCUAAGCAUAUAAAUGAAGAGAAAGUUUUAAUAGAAAUCUCCCUAGAAAAGGAUGUUGAUGGAUUCCAUCCUCUGAACAUUGGCAAAUUAGCAAUGAAAGGGAGAGAUCCACUGUUCGUCCCCUGCACUCCUAAGGGCUGCAUUGAACUUCUAUCGCGAAGUGGAAUUAGUAUCAAGGGAAAGAAUGCUGUUGUGGUGGGUCGUAGUAACAUUGUUGGUUUACCAGUUUCUCUGCUUCUUCUAAAAGAGGAUGCUACUGUUACUGUUGUCCAUUCGCGCACUAAGGACCCAGAGAGCAUCAUUCGUAAUGCCGACAUUGUCAUUGCUGCUGCAGGGCAAGCAAGGAUGAUCAAGGGCAGCUGGAUUAAGCCUGGUGCUGCUGUAAUCGAUGUGGGAACAAACUCUGUGGACGACCCGAGUAGGAAAUCUGGUUACAGGCUUGUCGGAGAUGUUCACUUUGAGGAGGCAUGUCAGGUAGCAGGAUGGUGCACUCCAGUCCCUGGAGGUGUCGGCCCAAUGACAGUCGCAAUGCUGCUUCAAAAUACGUUGGAGGGAGCUAAGAGGGUGAUUGAGAAAUAGGUAUUUCUUCACAGUUUUCAUCUUCUCUUCAGCUGUUUCUUGUUUUUCGUUUGCCUGGAUAUCAGGGGUUUAAGUGUACUUCUAUAACAAUAAUAAUUUAAGUAUGUGUAUUUAUUCCAUGGUUCCUGAUUUUGAUCAAUAUAAGUUUACUUAUCUAAAGAAUGCUCUUAUGGACU